Messenger RNA from Podarcis raffonei (Aeolian wall lizard), 1523 nucleotides. It is a transcript of the gene LDLRAD1, whose product is annotated as low density lipoprotein receptor class A domain containing 1. Bases 545 to 1198 code for a protein of 217 amino acids. NCBI's taxonomy places the organism in Eukaryota, Metazoa, Chordata, Lepidosauria, Squamata, Lacertidae. The record is from RefSeq and is a predicted model, not a curated record. Gene Ontology annotation, molecular function: protein binding. The transcript has 6 exons.
UCUACUUUGCGAUAUCAGCUAAAAUGGAACACUUCCUAAACCAGGCUAGUAGAGAAGAAACCAAAGGGUUGGCACCUGUAUCAAAAUACUUUAAAGUUAAGAACAUGAAACUAGCAAUUUAUUCCCUAAAGCUUUGAAACGGCAGCAUUCAUGCCUGUAGUGUAUUUCCAGUGUUACUCAGUGCUACCUGUGUGUGACGUUUAGUAAUAUGCCCAGUAGGGGCUGAGACAUUUUUUUAUUAUUUGUGGCACUAGCCAGAGGAGAAGCUAAUGGGGAUUCUUGAGUUUAUGCUUACUCUGUUUCAUAGGUAUGAAUGGGAUUAGAAUGACUUUCUUCUUCCUACCUCUGUUUCUCUUAGUAGCCAGGUAACGUUACCCCAGGAAUGUAUUUAGUGGCUUGGUGAGCUAAUAAAGCAAGGCAGCUUGAAAGAGGCUAGUUCCUCCUUUCAUACCUAAGCAACACAGUUUGAAGUGAACAUUGAUGGAAACAUUGCCAGAACAAUUCUGCCUAUUAAUUAGCAUAAUCCUGCAGCAGUCGGGGGGAAAUGAACAGAAUUCAUCCUCAGAAAAUUGAAGGAGCUUCAUUUGGUUCAACAAAAUCUCUCUUUACUGCUAACAGAGGUACUAUACAGGGCCUGCAAGGUUGCUGCAAGGAUUGCUGUGCAUGCAUCCCUUGCACCCAACAAUGUAUCUGUGUGUCUGCCAUUGGUCUUGGUAUACUUGGUGUCAUCGCUACUGUCAUUGCAUUGGUGGUCACAAUUGGCAUCCCUCCACAUACACCAGUAAAUCGUUUAUGUGUGACCUCCGGUAAUCAGACAGGCUUUUUAUGUGACAACAGAGCUAGCUGCAUUCCAGCCAGCCAGGUCUGUGAUGCAAGACAAAAUUGUGCAAAUGGGGAGGAUGAGCAAGGGUCACUAUGCGAUGAUUUGCCCAACAACCUUCCAGGAUACUUGAUAUUUUAUUGCAGCAACCGCAAGGUUUGGGUCUACGCAGACAAAAGAUGUAAUGGAAUCAAUGACUGCGGUGACUGUUCUGAUGAAGUAGGAGCUUGGGCCAGUUGCCCUCCUUGUGGGCCUCAAUGGUGGGGAUGCACCAUGGUUGUCUUCCAUAUGUACUGUAGCUGCAUUCCCAGACGUCUUUGCCGAGAUGGAAUACAGCACUGCAGUGACUGGUCUGAUGAAUACAUCUGCACAAGAUGAGCACUCCAGGACUGUAACCUUCAGAAAAUAAUGGGAGCUAUCCAUCAAAUACUGCUGUUGGGGAAUUGCCAUACGUAUUUAUGAGAGGGGCUUGCGAUGGAUGCAUUGUGUAGUGUUAGAUGUGCUGCUCCUAGACCAGUGAUCUUUCACCUUUUAAGCUCAGUAAAGUGUGUCUGCAUGUGUGUAUAACACCCUUGGCUUCCUCAAAACCCACUGCUACAAAAAGCGAAAGGAGGAAAAGAACGCCUGCUACCAAAAAAUCUGGCUCAGACUUCCACAAGUACUGGAAGCUGCGAAAUCUUGCUUUGUAACAGGGUAAAGGACC